Molecule: messenger RNA, 6971 nt
Organism: Nezara viridula (southern green stink bug)
Lineage: Eukaryota; Metazoa; Arthropoda; Insecta; Hemiptera; Pentatomidae
Source: the annotation of a GenBank genome assembly
GUUCAGUGUAGUGUUUCUCCUCUGUGGAACAGUGUAUCUUUCAUCCCGCAUCUCUCUCUCUACAGCUAUUUCAAGAAGUUUGAUUAAAAAAUAAAUUAUUUUGGAGAUUAACAAAGUUUUUCUGGGAUGCUAAACUAUGGUAUGGGAGUCGUAAGUCAAAACGAAAUGUUUGGUGGCAAUGGAGGAGAAUGUUGCUUUGUAUGAAACAAAAUAAAUUUGACGAAGAAAUUAAUGAACCAGAAAACUUCUAUUUAGGCCCACCGGAUUAUUCAAAGUUCACUCCUGCUACAGUUCCCAACUUCGCUACACAACGUAAGGUUUGUCUAUACGACGACAACAACUUGUUACAACAAAGUAGGAUAUAUUCAAUACAAACACAUGGAACUGAUGAAAAUGGCCAAAAAACCGAUGAUGGCAUAUUUUCGACAAACGUCAUGCGCUGCAGUACUUUAUUAUCAUCUUCUCCUCAAGAAAAGAAAGAAAUGUUCAGGCAAUCUUUGACAAAUAUUCUUAGUUGCAUAUAUUGUAUGUUCGUAGUAACCUUAGGUGUGAUAAUAUAUAUUGGUGAAAUUAACUCAGGACUUGCUCCUUUCGCUGAGAUUUUCAGUAUUUAUUUAGUAGUAGUAGGAAUAUUUUACCUGGCAUUCUUAUACGUGGAUAUGAGAAAAUUCUCAAAAUUACUCAAAGUAAGUGAGGAAAUGGUUGCAGCAAAAUAUGCGAAAUCUGAGUCCUCGUCUAGAAGAAGCAGUGUCGGCCGAGGCUCAGUCAAUUGGAAUUCUCUGAGCGAGCCAGACUUGGUUCUUCCACACCAUUAUUGCUUCAGCAAAGGCAGACAUUCUGGUAGCUUUUACCUCAAAGUCGGAGCGGCAGGUUUCUGCCUAGGACAUCUUCUCCAUAGCGGUUUACUGAUUUCUUAUCAAGUGGCCUUCUUAAUAUUGGAACCCCACAAUUUUUACCAGUGCGCCAAUGGGAUUACUUUAGCACUGGAUAUCAUGUACCCUGCAUAUUCUUUUAUGCAGUUAUUUUUCAUCUUCAAAUAUUCAAAUGUCAUUAUAAACAAACAUAAAAUUCUAGCUCGGUUUGGACUCAUGCAUUGCGUCGGAUCACAUCUUUGUUUUUGGAUUUGGACUAUUUUAAGGGAAACGGUAGAUUCGAUGAAUCAUCAUCACCAUGAACCUCCUGCCUCUCUUCAUCACCACAUGAAAACAGGCAAUACAAGUAUAAUUGAUGAAGAAACAGAUGAGUGCUUGGGGCCUCAUACGUUGACUUCAGUGUUCGGAAUGUUCACACCUUAUCUAUACCCAUUUACAAUAGAGUACAGCAUAUUAGUAGCUGGUAUGAUGUUUGUCGUAUGGCAGAAGAUCGGAUCAUACAGUCAGUGCACUCCUGUAAGUAGCAACGACAGCCUAAUAUCAAAUGUCGUGCUACAUGCGGAUUGUCAUUCUUCAAAUAAAGGUCUCUUUGCCGGACUGAUAGUUCUAGUCGGUUCCUUCCUCAGUAUUGUUCUCUUCUUUGUCGCCAUGACUGACAGCAUAUAUAUCGAAGCAGGCUUAUUGGUGAAUUCUGUAACAGAAUUAACACUGACAAUAUUAAUGACCGUAACUGUGAUACCAGCUUACAAGCAAAUAACAAAGUUGGACGUUAACUCGAAUGAGAUCUCAUUAUUGGACGAUAUUCUGUUGUUCACGUGCAUUCCGUCCUUCUUUGUACAGUUUAUUUUGAGCAUUAUACCUGCAUGGAGAUCUAGAAAAUACAUCUGUUUGACAACGGUCAUUUUACAGGUCAUCCAGGUACUGAUUCAAACCCCGUUCAUAAUAGACGGGCUUCGAAGAUGUUCUAAUGCGAAAGCCUUAAGAACCGAAAAGCCUGGGAGAGAACUGCUCAUGUUUUUAAUAGUUUGCAACGUUACAAUGUGGAUAACUGAAACAUUUGAAAUAAAAUCCCAUUCCAAUACGAACGACCCCAGAUCUGCUUAUUACGGAGAGUUGAUAUGGUCAUCGAUCACACAUUUAACGUUUCCACUUACUAUGUUUUAUAGAUUUCAUUCUUCAGUCUGCAUGGCUGACAUAUGGAAAUAUGCGUAUAUGAAAGGACACUAAAUAUUGAAGAUGAAGAGUUGAAGCUAAAGCUAAACAGAAAAUUAAACUCUUGUUCACAUUUUUAUCAUUCUUUCAAUCGCAAUGAUGAAUAUGAGAAGAUGAAAUGAAUGAAGAAAGAUAUUAAAAAAAAAAAAUGUCGAUAAUAAAGCAAGAUAUCAGAAAAUAAAUUUAGUAUUAUAAAUAACAUUUCUUAUAUUUAUUCAUUUCCUAAUAUAUUACAUAGAAAAAGAUUUAUUAUAAAAUGUAGCUAAGUAUAAAGACAGUCUUCAACGGUGUCAAAUAAAUAAAAUACUAAUUGACUCUUGGUCUUCGUUAGUCAUGUUCCUGAAAACAUUUACAAUAAGAUCUCAUUUGCAUAUAUGUAUACAUACAAACAUAUAUAUAUUUAGCAAAAAUAUUUCGAAUAUAUAUAUCCAUUACCAGGUAACAAUACUACCACUACACUUGUACCUGCUACUAACAUCAUGUAUCCACUUCGAUCUAAUGCCAAGUACAAUACAUCUUGUUAAACAGUUUACAAAUGCUGAUACAAAGUCAAUGGCAACGGAAUAAAAUAAUAAAGAAACGUAGGGGAGACGAGAUGUAUAUAAUAAACAAAAAUUAAUUUAAACUGGUUAUCAAUUUAAAUUUACAAACAAAAAAAAAAUAUCAAAUUAAACGUUGCUAUAUUUAAAAUUUCAGUUUUGAUACAUCAAUACUUUUUAAUUCUUAACAUCUAAAAAAAUUUCAGUAAUAAAUAAUAGGCUUUUACAUAGGUUUUUGUUUUGUGGUCCAGAAUGUUGUAAUUCUUUUUUUUUUUUUUUUAAAUAACAAUAGCACAGGCCUUUUUAGACAUUCACACAAUUAUAAAAAUGUAAUUACAAAAAUUUUGAUAAUCAUAAAUUUCACAUGAUUUUCUUUUUAAAAUCAAUGAUAUUCCUCAACACAUCCAAUUCAAGUAAAACUAAAAAUUCAGUUGACUCAAAAUGCUGAUGUUAAAAUUAAACAACAAAGUCAAAUACUGUAAUUAAAGAACAGAACACAUUUGAAUUCACUCUUACAGUUAAAUCUAUAGAGAAUAGAAUAGAAUAUUCUUAAGUAAUUUUAAAGGCUCAAUAUAUCCACAUUAUGUUAUUCGGUUCGCAUAUUCUACUUUUUAAAAAGAACGGUGCAUUCGUACGGCAAAUUGAAGGAAUGAACCACUGCUACAUACAAUAAGUAUCACAAUUGUGAUAUGGUGUUUCGAAAAAAUUAUCAAUCCUAUAAAUUUACAUUUAAUUGCACGGAACGUUAAUUGUCAUAACAUUUGGAAAACAUGGAAUCGAAAUGUUUUGAUUUUCGGAAAAGUUUAAUUGGCAACUAGAUCCUUAUAUUUAUUAUCCAGGGACCAAAAGUUCUAUUUUAAGUUUUAACUCUUUAAUCUUUAAAUAUAAUUUUAUUAGGAGUAUUUCAAAAACUUAAAGGAAAAAAAAAUAUUUUCUUUUGGAUUAAAUGUAAACAAUUUGUUUCGGUCCCUAAUUUUAUGAAAGUCUUUUAAGGAAAGAAAAAAAUAAUAUCAAAGAAAAUCUUCAACAUAAUACAGAACGAAAACACACAUAUUGUAGCCGACAGAAUUCGAGUCUCGAUAGCACACAUUGACUAAUAUUACUUAGGAAUAGACAGGAUUUUAUAGUACGUUAUUAAAAAAAUUAAUACACGAUGUUACCUAAAAUGAGCAAUUGACAACAUAAAUGGCAGUGUUCAAUAAUUAUUAAAUAUUAUAAAAAGACUUCGAAACUAUUCAAAUAUGAAACAAAAAAAAAACUAAAAUUCUAAAUUAUGCAUUAUACAUAAACUAGUAUGCGACGAAUAUUGAACAUAAUGUUACUAAAAAAUAGGCCCAUAGAAAAACAAAUGUACACGCAAAUAAAUAUGAAAGCAAAUUUAAAAUAUGUUAAGAUGGAUAUAAUACUAGAGAUCAUUAGAUUUCGCUUUAAAAAUUAUUUAAAUUAUACAAUUUACUAAGAAAAAAAAUUAACAAAUAAAAAAAUUGCCUAUAAUCUGAGAGCAGGAAUGGCACAUGGAAAAUAAUGAGAGAAAUAAAAUGAACAUGAAUGUGAACGACAAUGAGACAAACUGAGUAGAUUGUCAUUUAAAACUACCUACGUUGUCUAACAUCUUUAGACAUCAUAAUUAACAAGAUAAUUCAAUGUGAAUUGAUGUGGCAUUUUAUUAAUUUUUAUUAUAACAAUGGCAGUGAGUUACUGUGCAAUUUCAAUUUAAUACCUCCCCCCACGCGAAACCGGCGCUUGGGGGAUAUGCUUUACUUCCAAGGCCAUUUCAACAUACUUCAAGUAGACACAUCAGUCGCGUAACAUAGCAUUUCGUCUAAAAAUAUUAUCAGAACCCUUUAAUAUGCCUCUAUAAACCUUUCUUAUACACGAACAAUUAUAAUAAAUGUAGAUUUAUACAUAUUUUAUAUAUAUAUUUAUAUUUAUAUAUAUAUAUAGAAAGAGAUAAAAUCCUAAAAUGCGUCCAAACUGUUAAAAGGUUUUUAAAAGCUAUUAAUAUUUCUUAUAAUCUUCAUUAAUACCGAUAACAUUUGGACACUUCCUCAAGCACGGCUAAAAGAUCUAAUGAUAAACCUUUCCUAAUCCAACUAUGUACAUUACAUUCAAAUCCUAAACAUAAAUACAAUAUAUUUACAUUUUUUUUCUUUCUACUAGACAAUAGAAGGCUUUUGGUGAUAAAAAAGAAAAACUUCAACUGCGUCGACUCCGUACCAAAAACCCCAUAUCCAGAAGACUUGUAAGAAAUUUUACCAUUCAUUUUGCGAUGAAAUCAUUAAAAAUAGGCAGUGUAACAAAUAAUGUAGCUGGUUGUAAACACCAAAUUAAAAUACAUAAAUACAAGUUUCCGCUGAGGCGGGUUAUAUUAAAAGCAAAAGACAUAUUUAUAUAAAUUAUACAGAAAUUGGGCCAAGUUGUUCAAGAUGAGUAUUGUUAUCGAUAAAAUAAAAGUUACAAUAUUUCACAUCAGUCUUUGCCACAUUUGAAGUUAUAAGCUCUCGGUUCAAAGCCUUGCAUGUUCCUGUUGGCACAAUUUUAACCGGACAACAGUAUCUAUAACUUUUUCCAUGGAAAUUAGUUGUUUUUUUUUUAAAGAAAUUUUCUGCUUAUAUCGACCAGGUUUACUUACUGUCAGAUAAACACAAGUCUGAAAAAUUUAUUAUUUUCUGACAGAAUCAUGCUUAAAAAAAGUAUUAAACUGAUUUUAAUGGAAAAAGUAAUAAAUCGGAAUGUCUAACGGAGGUAAUGCUUGAGCUUUUCUUGUGGGUCAAACAGCUAUAAAAUUUUUACUGACACUAAAUCAAUAGUUUUUGAGAUCAAUAUAUAUAUAUAUAAAACAAAAAAAAAAUAAUAAUUUGCCUGGAAUCAUAACUGAAACUUUACAAAUUCUAUAUACAUUUAAAACACUAAAAUAUUUUAGCCCAAUUCGGAUCUUUCUCUUUUUUUUCUUUUCUCUUCUUUUCUUUAAAACAAAUCGUUAAUGUUGUCAACACAGUUUCUUCUCUCCCCUGGCAGUGAUAUUUACAAUUAAAACUAAAUUACAAAGUCACUGAAAACUGAACAAAUUGUUAAAUAUGUGCCUUAUAUACAUGAGAUUAUAAUGUUCAUCGUUUUAAUGAAGCAUUUUUUUUGUUUUUUAAAUUAACUAUUAUUCACAAUGAGAAAUAUUCUCAGGAACUUAGUAUACUAACUCUAUAGGAUAUUGGCUACAAAUCAUUAUUAAAAACAUUUACAAACAAAGAGAAAAUUUUUAUGUUAACAAAAAUUCUAUAUAAUAAAAUUCAACCAUAAAUACAAUAUGCCUGUUACUUACAUUUCAACCAGAAUUUUUUAAAAAGAUAAAUCCCCUUAUUUAUAAAAGGAAAACAUUUAUUUCAAGUAUAAAAAUUUUGUACUCCAUUCAGUGAAAGAUGUCGAAAAGUAUAACUUGGUUCAAAAUACAUUUUUAUUAUUUACUAUUAUUAUUUUUUUUUUCAUUUAUAUAAAUUCUCAACUAUUGAAAAUAUAUAUAUAUUUUUUUUUAAUUAAGAGAGGAGGUGCCCAAUCGCAACAGGUUUUUCCGAUACUGAUAUAUUUUAAUGAAUAUACAAAUACAUUCAGCAAAAACAUGGAAGUCGUGGUGAACAGGCUUUUAUAUUGCUUAUAACUAGUCAGUCUUGUUAGAAGAGGAUUUAGGCCUUCGUUGUUGGAAGUUUUACAAAAGAAAAAAAAAAAAAGAAAAAAAUCAAUGUAAUACAGAAUAAUAAUGUAAUACAAUACAUAAUAAGUAAUCCCGAUAAUAAAAAUGAAAUCGCAACUCCCAACAACAAGCUUAUUCCUCAAAAUAUUAGUAUACUUUGUACUGAAUUUAUGCCAUGUUUUGCCAAGUGCUUUGAACACCUCUCUUAAGAAAAAAAAAAUUUACAAAAAAAAAAUUAAUGAAUAAAAUAAAUUCAAAAUCUACUAACCAAGUGUGGUUCAUAAAUUUUAACAAAAAAAAAAAAAUCAUUUUCUUUAAAUAUGAAAUAAAUAAAUAAUGAACUAGACACUGAAUACAAUAAUGAAAUAUAUUUUGUACAAAAUAUUAAAAGUUUUUUUUUUUGAGUUUCCUAAUAGAUGAAAAAAAAAUGUUUUUGAUGGGGGGGGGGCACAAGGAUACUAUUAAUUAGAUUAUUGAUGACCAUACUUAUAUCAUGUUGAACUGGCAGUGGUUAACGGCUUGUACUUGCGCCCGUGAGAUCUCCUCAGCCUCUGAUUACUGGUGAGGUAACUGUAGAGGCAGUCUUUGCUCUCUGACGGAAGGGUGGGGAUGUUGACGUAUCUCACCCUCUCCACUUUCGUUGAGCUGACCCAUUCAUCGCUUAAG